Molecule: messenger RNA, 1499 nt
Organism: Paramisgurnus dabryanus
Lineage: Eukaryota; Metazoa; Chordata; Actinopteri; Cypriniformes; Cobitidae
Gene: fahd2a
Product: fumarylacetoacetate hydrolase domain containing 2A
Molecular function (GO): catalytic activity
Source: RefSeq, a predicted model, not a curated record
AAUCCUGAGUGUGCAACUCAACAAAAAUAUACGUCGAUGUUGUGCCUUUAUCGGAUAAGUUCGCUGCUGAUGUGACAAAAACUAAUUCUAAAUGCCAUAUUUCAAUUGACAGUCGCGUUUUAAACGAUUCAUUCGGUAAAUGGUGUGCAUGAACUACAAGUGCAAAACGGGAAGUCACGUGAUAAGUGUGACUGAAGAGUGAGCGGCUGUCCGCUGACUGUGUAUGGAUCAAAGUACAAAUUGUGUCAUUUCUAGUCGGAUUAUUUUGGCAUGGUUGCAGUGAGUGAUAUAUUGCACCUCACAAAAUUACUUAUUUUCAACUGUAUAUGAAUAUUGCGCAAAAUCCUGUGCUUUGCACCGAUAGCAGAUGAGAUUGCUGUGUGGCUCACUGCUCAGAUUGAGAAGAUUCAAUGCAAAUUUCUCUAAAGGCAUCAUCAUCAGAAGCACAAGCUCAGACACCAUGAGACUCGUCCAGUUCUGCCAUGUAGGAGAUGUGGGACGUGUAAGAGUCGGGGUGGAGCAAACAGAAGGCCAGGGGGUCAUUGAUCUGAAAGCUUUUGACCCCUCAAUACCGUCAACUAUGAGAGAGUUUCUAGAGAUGGGGAAAAGGGGAAUGGACUGCGCUAAGAGGGCUUUGGCCAGCGGUCAGUGUGUCGUAUCACGACCAGAUAUCAAACUGCUCUCCCCGGUCACUGGCCCGGAGAAGGUCGUGUGUGUCGGUAUGAAUUACAGAGACCACUGCCUAGAGCAAAAUGCCCCCAUUCCUACUGAGCCCAUUAUUUUCAGCAAGUUCCCCUCCACUAUCACCGGCCCUUAUGAUGAUAUAAUCCUACCAGAAGAGAGUACGGAAGUGGACUGGGAGGUGGAGCUGGCCUUUGUGAUCGGACAAAAAGGAAAGCACAUUAAGGAAGAAGACGCCCUGUCCUAUGUUGCAGGUUUUACUGUAGCUAAUGAUGUCAGCGCUCGUGAUUGGCAGAUGAAGCGCAAUGGAAAGCAGUGGCUGCUGGGAAAAACAUUUGACACAUUCUGUCCACUCGGGCCAGUGCUUGUCACCACUGAAGCACUAAAAGAUGUUCAUAACCUGGGUAUACGCUGCCUGGUGAACGGUGCCGUGGUUCAGGACAGUAACACCAAUCAAAUGAUCUUUCAUACACAGAAGCUGGUGGCUUGGGUCUCACAGUUUGUAACUCUUUGUCCCGGUGAUGUGUUUUUGACUGGAACUCCUCCGGGUGUGGGGGUCUUCAGAAAUCCCCCUGUGUUUCUAAAGAGAGGAGAUGUUGUGGAGUGUCAGGUUGACAUGAUCGGCUCUAUAAGGAACACAGUGGUAUAACUGAAAGAUGUCAAGAGUUUUGUUACAUCGACUCAAGUGCCUUAAAGUGACACUCCAGCUCCCCUAGAGAUAAACAUUAGAUUUUUACCAUUUUGGAAUCCAUUCAGUUGAUCUCUGGGUCUGGCGGUACCACUUUUAGCAUAGCUUAUCAUAAUCCAUUGAAUCUGAU